Messenger RNA from Musa acuminata AAA Group (dessert banana), 1364 nucleotides. RefSeq names its product small ribosomal subunit protein mL103 (rPPR7). Lineage: Eukaryota; Viridiplantae; Streptophyta; Magnoliopsida; Zingiberales; Musaceae. Bases 49 to 1194 code for a protein of 381 amino acids. The transcript has a single exon. The record is from RefSeq and is a predicted model, not a curated record. Gene Ontology annotation, molecular function: protein binding.
CAAAAAACCCUACGCUUUCGCCUUCGCAGCAGACGGUGCACGGCAAACAUGGCGCUUCGAGUCUCCUCUCGCCGCCAAAUCUCCUCCUUUCUUCUCCACUACUGCCGCUUCUCCUCCUCCUCCUCCUCCUCCGCCGCCGCCGCCGCUCCCCGGCCUCCCUACGACCCCGAGAUCCGCCGCCUCGCCCGCCUUCGCCGCUUCUCCGACAUCGAGUCGCUCCUCGAGCCCCUCAAGAAGGACCGCGAGAACGCCUCCUCGGAGCCCUUCCUCGCCUCCGUCGUCGCCUCCUACGCCUCCGCCGGGAUGCUCGACCAGGCCCUCCGCACCCUGGACGAGAUCCCCCGCCUCGGCUCCCCCCGCACCGCCAUCUCCCUCAACGCCCUCCUCUCCGCCCUCAACCAUUCACCCCGCCGCUUCGGCCGCCGCCGCCUCGUCCCCGAGCUGUUCGCCGACCUCCGACGCAAGCUCUCCAUCGCCCCUGACGCGGUCUCCUACGGCAUCCUCGCCAAGAACCACUGCCUCGCAGGCGAGGCUAAGAAAGCCGUCCCGAUCAUCAAGGAGAUGGAGGAGAAGAAGAUCGAGGUCACUGCGGUGAUCUACACCACCAUCCUCGAUUCGCUAUACAAAGAAGGCAAACCUCAAGAGGCCGAGAGGCUUUGGAAGGAAAUGAAUACCAAAGGGAUCCAGCCCGAUCUCCCUGCUUAUAAUGUUCGGGUUAUGUACCGAGCUUCCCAUGGGAAGCCAAAAGAGGUCCUUGAACUGAUCGGUGAGAUAAAGUCCGCGGGGUUGAAGCCAGAUAUCAUAACUUACAACUAUUUGAUGGCCUGUUACUGCAGUCAUGGUAGAUUUGAGGAUGCAAAGAAGGUCUACAGGGAAUUGGAGGAGAAGGGGUGUGUGCCAAAUUCCUCGACUUGUAAAAGUUUGGUGUUGGCUUUGUGCAAAAAAGGGGAUUUCGGUGGAGGCCUGGAUGUGUUCAUGGAUAGCAUGAAGCAUGGCAAGUUGCCUGAUUUAGGUUCCGUGAAGCUGCUGGUAGAGGGGUUGGUGAAAGCUUCUAAGCUAAGGGAUGCAAAGAGGGUAGUUGGUGGAUUGAAGAAGAAGUUCCCGGAAGACUUCGUGGGGGAGUGGAAAAAGUUGGAGAAGGUGGUUGGUUUGAGUGCUGAUGAAGAGGGAUCUGAUAACACGAUGACUGCUUAAAAUUGAGGAUUAUUUUUUUUCCAUUUAGCAAAUCUUAUGGUGGAUUUUGACGAUCACAAUUGAGAACACAGAUGUUGGUCCUUUAGUUUGUCAUAAAGUGGCUGGAUAGUGCUCUAACUGUGUUUUAUACUUCUAUUCUCUGAUGAGGUAUGAAGCUUCCUUUUCGUGUC